GCCCCGGGGGCUGGGAGCCAGCUGGGCCCGCCCAGCGCUGCUCAGAGGUCGCCUGGCCCUUGGACCGCGCCAUAAGCUGCAGGGACCACCGAAAUGCCAUUUCCGUUUCUUUUACAAAGCUAAGAGUAUAGAGCUGAACGCCAGACCGGGAGUUCCCAAGGUCGCAGAGUUGUGUCUGGCUUUUUAUGUAUGUCUGAUGUUUUCUUUCAGUGUUUGCAAAUGGGCUCCUUGUUCGGCUGGGGUACUUAGGAUACAGAGAGGAGGACUCUAAAAAUACUAAUCGGCAUAUCCCAGUACGCUGAUCCGCAUUACGGGCCAGUGACCCCGGCCUUUUAGAGCAAAGCAAGAUGGCAUUAGCUCUGUGUCUGCAGGUGCUCUGCAGCCUGUGUGGCUGGCUCUCGCUCUAUACUUCUCUCUGCCGCCUGAAUAAACACCGAAGCUAUGAGUGGAGCUGCCGGCUGGUUACAUUCACCCAUGGAGUCCUCUCUAUUGGCCUUUCAGCUUACAUUGGCUUCAUUGAUGGUCCUUGGCCUUUUACUCACCCAGGCUCCCCUAAUACACCUCUCCAAGUAUAUGUUCUCUGUCUCACCUUGGGCUACUUCAUCUUCGAUCUGGGCUGGUGCAUCUAUUUCCAAUCUGAGGGUGCCCUGAUGCUGGCCCACCACACACUGAGCAUCCUGGGGAUCAUCAUGGCCCUGGUGCUUGGGGAGUCAGGCACAGAGGUCAAUGCUGUCCUCUUUGGAAGUGAGAUCACCAACCCCUUGCUGCAGAUGCGCUGGUUUCUCCGUGAAACAGGGCACUACCACAGUUUCACUGGCGAUGUGGUGGACUUCCUUUUUGUGGCUCUCUUCACGGGCGUGAGGAUUGGCCUAGGAGCUCACCUCCUUUUCUGUGAACUGGUCUCACCCACUCCCAAGUGGUUUGUGAAGGCUGGGGGAGUGGCCAUGUAUGCUGUAUCAUGGUGUUUUAUGUUUAGCAUCUGGCGCUUUGCAUGGAAGAAAAGCAUCAAGAAGUACCAUGCCUGGAGAAGCAGGUGGAGUGAGGAGUGUCUGCGAAAACAUAAUGGACAUUUCAGGGCACACUAACAGGCUCACUACACAGGAUGGAUUGAGCUGAGUCAGCUGAGAACACAUGGUUGGAGAUGUAGCUGUUAAGUAAUUGUGCUUAUGGCAAACCUAAGUUUCCAAAAAGGGCUAAAAUAUAUUGAUCAGUUUGGUCAGUCUUCAAGCAUAUGCCAGUAUUAAUAUAUCAUGGUCUGCAGUGGCACAGGUGUAGAAAGUAAGAGUUGAGUCAGAACUGUGAGGUGAGUGCUACUGGCAUUUGCUAUAGUUUAUGGUGACCAGUGGGUCCUUUUGACCCUGGAUGGCUCCAUGUUCAGAUGGCUUAGAAAGAACUCAAAAGCGAUCAGUGUUAUGUCUUGUUCCUUUGAGAAGUAAUUCCUUCAACACUUAGCUCCGCCUUCUGUGUGGUAAUGUAUAUAAUUUUGCUCUGCUGACUCUAAACAAAAGGGGUCCUAGGAGGAGAUAUCUCUGGUGUUAGGGGUUGGAUUGGGUUGGAUCUGCAUAAGCAGUUGGGCAAGAAACUGGCAAUAAUUGGGUGUUACUUAAUGAACCUUGCUUUUACUCACUGAUGGACAUUCCGAAGGCCCCAGGUCUGCGAUUCACUGGGAGGACACCAGAGGGCCAAAAAUAUAGCCUUUGAUUUCUUGUAGUGGCAGGAUACAAAUGAGAAAUCAGCCAAGGGAAGAAGCACCUUAAGCAGAGUUCAGAGGGCCCUAGCCACAAUCCUUUCCCAGUUGGAUCAUGCAGGGUAGGCUGAAUUCCUCCAGCAAUGAUUUGUGACAAGCUAUAUGAAGUGUUGUCUACCAGGCAAGGAGGUCGUUACAGAUGAGGCUGGGGACAGCUCAUUUGGGCAGUCUGUGCCUAACACUGUGGGAAACUUCAAGACAUUCAGCAUAAGCCAUAUUUGCACUGACAGUUGAGGCACAGUGAGCCAGUCUUAUCAGUUUCUGGUGGGAGCCCUCCCAAUAUCAAAUUCCCAGAUGCCGGCCAAGGGCCAGCCUUGGAGCAAGCCUGUCCAAGGAUAGCAGUUCAGGCCUGCUGUUAACCCCUUUCUGCAGAGAAACCAUACAGUGUAAGAUGAAUUAGGUGUGGGCAGACGGUUUUACCCAGUCCUGUUGUACGGGUUCUGCCUACCAGGAAAAUGAUGCCAGUUCUCAGGGCUUUUGUGCAUUAAUCUCCUAGGCAUGAGCGGCUAUGACUAAAUUCCAUCGGGAUUUGCCAUGCGGAUUCCACUGUGUUUGGGAUGGCAGUUCAGGUUUCAGCGCUGCUGUAUGCUCUGCAUACAAAAACCAAAGACUUGAAUCUGUGCACUGGCCUCAGGGUGAUGUGGCUCAUUUCCCCAUCUCUCCUUGCCUGUCCCCACCCCCUUUUUUCCCCAUGUAAGAUACAUUCCCUUUUAGUACUCUCACUGCCCUUUCUUCUUUCUUUUAAGGAGGUGCCCCUUUCUGAACAACCUAAUCUGGCAAGGCCAGUUUUGGGAAAAAAAAAAUAAAAUAAAAUGCCAGUGCAGUUAUCUCCAACUUCAUGUAGGAGAAAGAAGAAUAUAAGCUUAGAAUAGGGGCUUAAGGAGGAAGACUUUCUAAAUUCUUUUAUUUAAU
Molecule: messenger RNA, 2659 nt
Organism: Ochotona princeps (American pika)
Lineage: Eukaryota; Metazoa; Chordata; Mammalia; Lagomorpha; Ochotonidae
Gene: TLCD5
Product: TLC domain containing 5
Exons: 3
Coding region: 348-1085 (245 amino acids)
Cellular component (GO): membrane
Source: RefSeq, a predicted model, not a curated record